AUGUCAUUCUUCACUCCUGAUAGGGGCCUCACCACAACGGUGGAUGGGGUUUCCGUCACCGGACUUCAGGCCAAAGAAGCACUGACACGCCAUAGCAGUCUUGCCAUUUAUGGAAACACUGAUCCCUUCACAGCAGUCAGGAAAUUGCGAAAAUGGUCGCAGGAGCUGUCCAGUAUGCCAAACUCACAAUUCAGGUUCUUGGAGAUCAACGGAGCAGGGCAUUUCUGGCGUGAAGACGGGACCGAGUCUUUGAUGAGAAAUGCAAUAAGGGGGUAUAUCUAA
This is a messenger RNA of Uncinocarpus reesii 1704, 282 nucleotides long. RefSeq lists its product as uncharacterized. The record is from RefSeq and is a predicted model, not a curated record. The transcript has a single exon. The coding region runs from base 1 to 282 and encodes 93 amino acids. Lineage: Eukaryota; Fungi; Ascomycota; Eurotiomycetes; Onygenales; Onygenaceae.